Molecule: messenger RNA, 973 nt
Organism: Vigna umbellata (rice bean)
Lineage: Eukaryota; Viridiplantae; Streptophyta; Magnoliopsida; Fabales; Fabaceae
Gene: ATPD
Product: F-type H+-transporting ATPase subunit delta
Biological process (GO): proton motive force-driven ATP synthesis
Molecular function (GO): proton-transporting ATP synthase activity, rotational mechanism
Source: RefSeq, a predicted model, not a curated record
AAUCCUCCAAGAGGCCCUCCUCUUGCUCCACACCAUCACAAAAACAAAAAACAAAAACGAAAGAAAAAGAGAGAUAUCACAACACAAUCACACUCAUUCCUCACUCACCGCAAAAAUGGCGUCCUUGCAUCAUCCCACCGCUUCCCUCCAAUCCAAACACGUCCUAAUUCCCGGAAAGUCCCUUGCCCAGAAACCCACGCUCACCGUCUCCUUCCCCCGCUCCACCUUCUCCGCUCUCAAGCUCAAGCUCGCCGCCGCUACCCGCCGCUCCAACGGCGCCGCGGGCGCCAGAAUGUCGGCCACGGUGUCCUCCAGCUACGCCUCGGCCCUGGCUGACGUGGCGAGCGCCAACAACACGCUGGACGUCACCGCCGCCGACAUCGAGAAAGUCAGCGAGCUGUUCUCGGACCCGACGGUGUCGGACUUCUUCGCGGACCCCACGCUGGACGUGAAGAAGAAGCGGCAGCUGGUGGACGAAAUCGCCGAGUCCUCGGGGUUCCAACCGCACACCAGAAACUUCCUCUACAUCCUGGUGGACGCGCAGAGGAUCGAUCUAAUUAACGAGAUAGCGAGGGAGUUCGAAUUGGUGUAUAACAAGUUGACCGAGACGGAGCUGGCGGUGGUGACUUCGGUGGUGAAGUUGGAGUCCCAGCACCUGGCGCAAAUCGCGAAGCAGGUUCAGAAGCUUACUGGGGCCAAAAACGUCAGGAUCAAGACCCUCCUUGACCCUGGUUUGGUGGCCGGUUUCACUGUGAGGUACGGCAAUUCUGGCUCCAAGUUGAUUGACAUGAGCGUCAGGAAGCAGCUUGAGGACAUUGCUGCUCAGCUUGAGUUGAGUGAUAUCACACUCGCCGUAUAGCCCUCUCUUCCUUCUCUAUCGUCAUAUCUUUUUCUAUUCCAUUUCGUUUCCUAUUAUUUUUGGGCUAAGUAUAAUGUGUAUGUAUCAAUGAGAUAUGAUGAACGAUUUCUCACA